CCAGGGGCUCCUGGCUGGCUCAGUGGGUAGAGCAUGUGACUCUUGAUCUCAGGGUCGUGAGUUCAAGCCCCCAUUGGGCGUGGAGCCUACUUAAAAUAAAAUUAAAACUAAAUACAUAAAUAGAAAUACUUCUUCCCUGUAAAAGAUUGAGGAAAAAAAUGGCAAGAAGGAUAGGGGGACAAAAUCACUUGGGUCUUCGACCACAGACAGCCAGGGUCUUCAUAAAUUUCUUUUCAUCUUUUUCCUAUGCCUUGUCUGUUAUUUGCUUACUUGUUGUCAAAAAUCCUACAUUUGGAAUUAAUAUUAUCUGUUUUAAUGUAUUGAGGAUUCAUUACACACGAUGCGUCAGCUUUCAUCUGUUACUGCCGGGGCCGUCCUAACUCACUGUGAAAUUUGGUGCUGCGGCUGUUUUCCUGAUGAUAAGUGGAAAAAAGGUCAUCUCUGGUCUCUUCAGACUGUCCUGCUUUUUGGGUUUGGGGGCUUCCUCCAGCAACAAAUACCUGGCUUUUUGGUGAAACAGUGCUAUGGCAGCUAUUUAAAAUCCAAUUUGCUCCUGUCCUAGAGCCUUUAGCACAAGGACCGGGGGUGGGGGGAGUCCCCAACCAGGUAAGGACCGAAAGGGAAUUCAUCCCAUUCACCGGGGGUGGAGCGUUGGCCAUAGAUCUCACUAAGGUCAGCGGACACGUGAAGUGCCAGCCAGAAUGCGAAGCCGGGGGACCCCAGCACAGUGCUAGGGAGUGACGCGCAGAGGUCCCUCCCGGCUGUUCCCCUUGUCUCAGACAUUCACUGAGCACGUCCAGGCUGCACUGGGCUCUGGGCUCUAGCGUUCGGAAGGCAGCCACGAACAGAAUGGGACUGGUUGUGAACAUGUGUGCAAAUAACCAGAUAGUAUGUCCGGCAGGGGACGUCUGUAAAGGCAAGGCAAUGGCUUUGAAAGCGAUGGAGGGUGCGGUAUUCUACAGAGCGGGCAGGGAGGCCUCGCUGAGCAGUAACCCUGGGGCCGAGCCCCCGGGUUCGCGAAGCACGCAGCCGGCUGCGCGGCGGAUCUACCCGCGUUACAUGCGUCCGGAGGAAGACUGUUCACAGGCCAUCGAGGCUGGAACCGCGCCGCGGAGGCGGGGCAGGUGCUGCGGGCAGAGGUGGCUGGGGGCCGCUGGCGGCCCCUUCAGGGGCUUGGCUUUGUCCCCCGGAGUGAGAUGGAAACCGGUGGAGGGUGACGAGCAGAGGAGGGGCGUCAUCUGCCGUGUACCUUGUAAAAGGACCGCUGGGCGUCACGUGGGUGAUCAGUUACAGGGGGGAAGGGCAGAAGCCGAGUGCCGGCGGGGGGCCAGGACCCGUACACCAGGAUGGCCACUCUUCUUCUAAAGAGGCUAACGUUGCAUACCGUAAAGACUGGAAAUAAUUGCAUUAGAUGUCCUGGUACAUACACCCUGCGCCAGACCGCACCAGCACGGCCGUCCCUCCGAGCUUCUGGCCCGAGACUGUCCUGCCCGAUUCACGCAAAAGCUUCCGGUACUGUUGCAGACACCCAGGACGAGAGGAAGAAGAAAAAGAAGAAUGAACCAGCUCUUAGCAACAUCGGAAGAAAAAUUCACGAGCGGGUUAUUCACGUGCUGGAUGAGGCGGGCAACGACUUGGGCAACAUGCACCGAGCAGACGUGAUCAGGCUCAUGAACGAGCGGGACCUGAGGCUCGUGACAAGGGACAGCGGCGCGGAGCCCCCGCAGUACCAGCUCCUGACGGGGGCACAGAUCCACGAGGAGCGCCUGCGACUCCGGGAGCUGGGAAAGGCCCACCCGAAACCCGGCCCUACCCUGACAAAGGAGCUAACUUUUUCUUCAAAUAUUGGACGACAUGAUUUGGACACAAAGAGUAAACAGAUUCAGCAAUGGAUUGAGAAAAAAUACAGAGUUCAAAUUACUAUAAAGAAAGGGAAGAAUGUAGAGCCAGAAAAUAAAAUGGAGGAGAUAUGUAACCAAAUACUCCAAACUAUGCCCGGGAUAGCUACCUUCUCAACCCGCCCACAACCUGUCAGGGGAGGGAAAGCUGUAAUGUGUGUUCUUCGUCAUUUAAGCAAAAAGGAAGAGAAUGCAUAUAGAGAAACUCAAGGAGCCCAGAAAGAGGACCCUUUGAACAAAGAAAAUGGAAACAACAGAGAAUCAGAUGUUGUGCAUCCAUGAUUUUAAUAAAGAAAAAUGUGCUUCUGGGAGAAAGAA
Molecule: messenger RNA, 2216 nt
Organism: Prionailurus viverrinus (fishing cat)
Lineage: Eukaryota; Metazoa; Chordata; Mammalia; Carnivora; Felidae
Gene: MTIF3
Product: mitochondrial translational initiation factor 3
Exons: 4
Coding region: 1347-2180 (277 amino acids)
Biological process (GO): ribosome disassembly; mitochondrial translational initiation
Cellular component (GO): mitochondrion
Molecular function (GO): translation initiation factor activity; ribosome binding
Source: RefSeq, a predicted model, not a curated record